Andrographis paniculata is the source of this 3880-nucleotide messenger RNA. RefSeq names its product increased DNA methylation 1. NCBI's taxonomy places the organism in Eukaryota, Viridiplantae, Streptophyta, Magnoliopsida, Lamiales, Acanthaceae. The record is from RefSeq and is a predicted model, not a curated record. Gene Ontology annotation, molecular function: acyltransferase activity, transferring groups other than amino-acyl groups. The transcript has 10 exons. Bases 399 to 3626 code for a protein of 1075 amino acids.
AGCGAGCGACCGUGCCAGAGAGGGUUAAUAAAAGGGGAGAGCGAGCUGGCCAUGCCAAUGCUUAAUGCUUGACAACUGUAGUGAUUACGAGCGCCGUUCGCUCAUUCCACCAAAAAGCCCUCCCCCUUUCUCUUCGUGGGUUUCUAGUUCCAAGCGGUACCUUCGCACUGCGCCUGUCGAGCUGCCCAUCGUUUGUGUUUUCUGCUCUUUAUUUCUCGAGGGCGAAGUUGGAGAUUCGGGGGAGGAACCCUAACUUUUAAUUUCCAUCGGAUGCAAAUGUAGAGGUUCAUUACUGCCUGUCUGUUCAGAUAUGCCAUUUAUGUAUGAUGGUUUGAGUGAAGUACAGGUUGUUGUCUUGGGUACUCAUUUAUUAAAGAUAAGCUUUGAGAGGCCAUAUAAUGGUCGAAUCCUCAUUGGUGUUAUUCAGCAGAGAAAUUGAGAAUUUGCAUGAUGAUGGCUUUGAAGGAUCUGUGGAUGAGCAAAGAAUAUUUGGUGAGGUUUUCUUCGGAUGUGAUCAUAGCAAGCAAAAGGAAUUUAUUCUUUCUGACACUGCUAGAAUAGACAGUGAAUUUAUUAAAGAAACCAACAUGUAUCUUAGCUCAAGAAGUGGGAAAUCCUCAUUAACCAGUCAAGAUAAUUAUGAAAAAGAAGGAUUUUCAGGAAACCAUCCAUCAGAGAAUCUCCCUGUUGACUCCACAUUAUCAGUAAAAAUUGAGCAUGAGGUGAAAUUAUCUGUUGGGGAUCAGCUGGAAGCGAAACCAGUUUUGGGGGAUCAUCCCACUCCAUCUGCUCUUCCAGAAGGAAUUAUGUCAGGUAUAUCCCAAAAAAGUUCUGGCACUGUUUGCCGCUCUUUAACAUAUCAUCUAGUAGAAUCUUCUGGCGAGGGUGUUAUGUCCGGUAUUUAUGAGCUGAGGCCAUCAAUCUAUUUAGACAGACGAUGUGAAAUUAGCGGUACAGGUAGCUCUGAGAACAAUGUUUUGAGUUUAGAUAACAGUGACCAGAAAGUGACCCCAAGUAGAACUGUUACUUCGCCUGUUUCUCAGGAGAGCUGUGCAAACAAGCUGCCCGUUUCUGACGUGUUAAUCCCUGCGGAAAAUAAUUCACCAGCUCAUCGACUGACAAAACCAAAGUGGAAGGAUUCCUGUUUUGUGAAACUGGAUGAUGAAGAAUUAGCUAUGCCAAAAGAUAUAAAAAAUGAUCCUCGGCCUCUUCUCAGGUAUCAUAUAAACCGUUUGUUUAUAGCAGCGGGAUGGGUGAUUGGAAGGCGCAGAAGGAAUAGCAAAUAUAAUGGUAUAGGGGAGUAUGUUUACAAGUCACCUGAAGGAAGACCAAUUCGUGAAUUUCAUCGGGCUUGGUGUAUGUGUGGUGAGAGCUUGUCGGUGGAUGCAAUUUAUUUCUCGCAGACAAGUGAUUGCAUGCAGUGGACUGAUAUGACAGAGUUGUGGACUGAUUUGUCCUGCACAUUUAAAAAAAUUGAUGAAAACCUAGCUGUUUUAGAAACUACUAUUUCCAUGGCUCAUUUAUGGUGCCUUCUGGAUCCUUUUGCGAAUGUUGUUUUCAUUGAAAAGUCAAUUCGCUUGCUGAAAGAAGGAAAAACUGUAAAAGGCAAGAGAAGCUUACUUAUGCCAUCGGAUGCAGACUAUGCUACCACACACCAGAAGAAAAUCUCUGGAUCAGAAAAAAGCGCACUUAACUCAAUGGCCGUGCAAGGUUGGGGAUAUGAUGACACUAAUCAGGAUCUUUUUGAUGUUCCAAUCACUCCAGGAUCACCACAGUUGCAUGGAGGGCCCGAGACUAUGAUCCCGCUGCUGGGUAGUAAUACAAUUUGUCAUAUUGACCAAACAAAAAAUGAGGAGGAUGGCUACAUCAAGAAGGCUCAUAAAAAAUCAAGAAAGCUAUCUGAAAUGGGACUUAUUGGAAAUCAGGUUGAUGGAAAAGACCUUUGCGACGUAGGUGAAAUAAGCAGUGCUAGCUGGGGAUCUAAGAAAGCCAAAGCUUGUCGCCUUAAAGAUGACGAUCUCUUAGUUUCUGCCAUUAUUAAAACAAAAACCUGCAAAGGCCCUGGAAAAUGGUCCACCAGCAACUCCAAACCCUCGAAGAAACGUAAGGCUCCCAAAGGCAGCUGCAAGUUGCUUCCCAGAAGUCUUAAAAAGAAUACAAAGCAUUUAGCAGAAGAAAACUGGUACGCGAUCAGAUCAAGAACAAUACUGUCAUGGUUGCUGCAUGCUAGAGUUGUUUCUCUGAAUGAAGUAAUCCAGUACCGAAAUGUGAAAGAUGAUGCUGUAAUAAAAGAUGGAUUAGUUACCAGGGAAGGGAUCUUAUGCAAGUGCUGCAAUAUGGUGUUUUCCAUCUCAGAAUUCAAGAACCAUGCUGGCUUUAGGUUUAAUCGACCUUGCAUGAAUCUUUACAUGGAGUCUGGCAAGCCAUUUGCUUUGUGUCAGCUCGAAGCAUGGUCUUCUGAAUGCAAGGCUAGAAAAGUAAACCCUAAAAAUGAUCAAGGCGAUGAAAAUGAUCUAAAUGAUGAUAGCUGCGGUCGCUGUGGUGAUGUUGGUGAAUUGAUAUGCUGUGAUAACUGUCCAUCUGCUUUCCAUCUUGCAUGCUUAUUUGAACAGGUGCUACCAGAGGGAAACUGGUAUUGCCCGCAAUGUCGAUGCCAAAUUUGUGAGGAUGCAGUAAAGGAGAAAGAAACUUCACUUUUACCUGGAUCUCUGAAAUGCUCUCAAUGCGAGGAAAAAUAUCAUGAGAAAUGCAGACAACAGAAAGGUCUUCCUGUUGAAACAGACUUAGACACGUGGUUCUGUGGAGAUAGCUGUCGAAUGGUUUACACAAGCCUCCAAUCUCGCAUUGGAUUGAGAAAUCUUCUACCUGAUGACAUCUCCUGGACUCUUUUACGGUGCAUUUCUACCGACCAUAAUGCUAAUUCUGCAGUACACAACGUUGCUCUAAAUGCAGAAUGCAACUCAAAGUUGUCUGUUGCAAUCACGAUUAUGGAGGAAUGCUUUCUCCCUAUGGUGGAUACUAAAACAGGAGUAGAUAUGAUACCUCAAGUAAUAUAUAAUUGGGGAUCACAAUAUGCCCGUCUGAAUUACUGUGGCUUUUAUACUGUGGUUUUGGAGAAAGAUGAUGUUGUUAUUUCUGUAGCAUCCAUAAGAAUACAUGGAGUAACAGUUGCAGAGUUGCCUUUAAUUGCCACUUGCAGCAAAUAUCGUCGCCAGGGUAUGUGCCGACGCCUUAUUAACUCUAUUGAAGAGAUGUUGAAAUCAUUGAAGGUUGAAAUGCUUGUAAUAUCUGCUAUACCAACAUUGGUGCACACCUGGACGGUUGGCUUUGGGUUCCAACCCUUGCAAGAAGACGAUAGGCGUAAGCUUAGUAAAAUCAACCUGAUGGUGUUCCCCGGUUCUGUCUGGCUGAAGAAAACAUUAUUCGGGAACCAGGCAAUGGACAAAACAAGUGGACCAUGCAAUGAUGUUGCCAUCGCCAAUGUGGGGGGAACUUGUCAAGGGGAAGAAUGUUCCGAUGCAGGAAAUAAUCUGCUUUCUUACAACAACUCUUCGACUUUGGAAGAAUGCAAUGGAGACUUGAAGUGCAUAAACGACCAUGGAAACAUGAUUGAACACCGGAUGUAGGACAAUGAAACUGUAGGCUGCUAGCAAAUCGGACUAGCUUUCCUAUGAAAGAAAGCUGAUGUUGUCUGAGGAAGAGACAUGAUGUUGUAAGAGAUUGUAUCAUUUUCUCUGGGUCAGAGGUUAGUCCAAUAUCACCGAUCGACCGCACCGCCGUGCUAGUUAAAAUGUAGUUUGUUUUGUACUGGCCCGUGCAACAGACAAGCAGAGACAAAGAUGACUUAUUCUGCAAUAUGCAUGCAUGAUUGAAAAAUGAA